This is a messenger RNA of Apaloderma vittatum (bar-tailed trogon), 2213 nucleotides long. RefSeq names its product interleukin-6 receptor subunit beta-like. NCBI's taxonomy places the organism in Eukaryota, Metazoa, Chordata, Aves, Trogoniformes, Trogonidae. The transcript has 10 exons. The record is from RefSeq and is a predicted model, not a curated record. Gene Ontology annotation, molecular function: cytokine binding; cytokine receptor activity. Gene Ontology annotation, cellular component: external side of plasma membrane; membrane; signaling receptor complex. Gene Ontology annotation, biological process: cytokine-mediated signaling pathway.
AUGUGCACAGUAGAGUUGAUCCUGUAUUUUGGAGAACCAUCUAAAGGACCACUCAUAUGGAGGAUCAUUGAUGCAUCUCACUCAUCAGCUUCCUGGACUGUGCAUCUGAUGUGGAAGGCAUUGGAGCCAUCUGAAGCCAAUGGAGUAAUCUUGCAGUAUGAAGUGACUGUUAGACCUAAAUCAUCUCUCUCCAGUCCACUAGAGAAAUAUAGUGUUAAUACUACCAACCUUACAUUAAAGCUACCAAAUGGAACUUAUGAAGUGUCUGUGAUUGCCCGUAACAGAGAAGGGGCAUCCCCUCCAUCAGUUUUGCUUAUCCCAGCAAGUAAUUCAAAAGCUCCUGUGAAGAAUCUUCGAGCACUACCUAAAGAUGGAAAGUUGUGGGUAGAGUGGACUGCUCCCAACAGUUAUGUUCUUAAAUAUGUGAUUGAAUGGUGUCUUCUGUCCAACAGCUCAGACUGCAUCAUAGAAUGGCAAAGCGAACCAGGGAGUGUUCAAGAAACAUAUUUAAAAGGUGAUAUAAAGCCGUUUAAGUGUUACUUAAUAACUGUGUACCCUCUAUAUGAUGAUGGUCAGGGAAGUGGACUCUCUGUGAAUUUUUUUUAGGAUCGUCCUUCAAAAGGACCAACUGUUCAGACAAAGAAAGUAGGAAAAGCUGAAGCUGUUUUGACAUGGAACCAUCUCACAGUGGAUGAACAAAAUGGAUUUAUCAGAAGUUACGUCAUACUUUACAAAACUAUUGAUGGAAGUGAAACAGCUGUGACAGUGGAUCCUUCCAAGACAGAGUAUACUCUUUCUUCUCUAACCAGUGACACUCUGUAUACUGUGCGGAUGAUGGCAUACACUGAUGAAGGAGGCCGGAGUGGUCCUGAUUUUACAUUUACUACACAAAAAUUUGGGAAAGGAGAAAUUGAAGCUAUAGUUGUACCUGUGUGUCUAGCAUUCCUGUUGGUUGUGCUCCUUGGAGUUUUGUUUUGCUUCAACAAACGUGACUUAAUUAAAAAGCAUAUCUGGCCUAUUGUUCCAGAUCCAUCCAAGAGUAACAUUGCUCAGUGGUCUCCUCAAGUUCCAGCUAAGCAUAACUUUAGUUCUAAAGAUGAUCACAUGUACCCAGAAGGCAGCUUUACAGAUGUAAGCGUCGUAGAAAUAGAAGCGGAUGACAAGAAGUCUUUUUCAGAACAAGAUCUAAAACCCUUUGACUUACUUAAAAAGGAAAAAAGUACUUCAGAAGGGCACAGCAGUGGCAUUGGAGGAUCCUCCUGCAUGUCUUCUCCUAGGCAAAGUGUCUCAGACAGUGAUGAAGGUGAAACUACACAAAAUACUUCAAGCACUGUACAGUAUUCAACAGUAGUACUUAAUGGCUACAGAGACCAAACACCUGUACAAGUCUUUUCAAGAUCUGAGUCAACUCAGCCGCUGCUAGAUUCAGAAGAGAGAUCAGAGGAUCAUUCUGGAGGAGGUGACAGUUCAGCACUCAGGCAACAGUAUUUCAAACAAAAUGGUGGUCAAGAUGAAGCCGACACAGACAGGCCAUGCUUUGAAAGAACAAAGCAAAUUACUUCUGUUGAUGAGGAGGAUCUUGUUGGAUUUGCACAACUGCAGAUCUUAGGUCAGAGUUCGCAGCUGUUGGGCCUUGAGCUGGAAAAAAACAUCCGGGAAGCUGCUCUGCCAGAUAUUUUGCAGACAAAUACUGAAGGACAGACUGUGAGACCUGAAGCAGUGGGAGGAAAUCCACUAUUAGUUGAUGAAAUGCCAAAAAGUUACCUCCCACAGACUGUGAGACAAGGGGGCUAUAUGCCUCAGUGAGAGAAGGGACUGGCUCUGUUUAGGUCUUCAUUUAGUGCCUGUUCACAGUUUCUCCUGUGUUUCUGAUAAAUUAAGCUAGGUAUUUUUAUCUGAAUGCAGGUAGAAAUACUGAAAUUAAGUGAAGAGUAAUUUGACAAAGUACAAUAAGGACUGUGUUUCCGUGGAAAACUUGCAGUCCAGACCUACUGGAGAAUUACCUUUAUGCACUACAUAAAAUCUUAUGUCUGGAUAGCUGAAAAAGCCUUUGUGCUGCCUUGGGGAUUUUGUGUCUUGCCAUAUCAGAUGUACACAUGAUUGAAAAUGGCAAGUUUCAAUUAAUCACAUCGGCCAACAGACCUUGUAGUAGAAAUACUUUGAUUUUUGACACUGUACAAAUCUAAAAAGCCAGCUUUAGUUGCUUGGAGCAU